UCCCUCCACUCCCGUCGCCCCAAGGUCUCCAAGCCAUGCUCCUCCUGGUCCCGUCACCGCCGCCGCCCUCCCAUGCUCUCCUCCCCCGACCCCCAGUCCCUCGCCACAGCCGUCGAGCUCGCCAUCGCCGCCCGCUCCGCCCGCCUCGGCCGCGCCGCCCAUGCCCAGAUCGUCAAGUGCCUCUCCCCCCUUGUCCCCUCCUUCCUCUCCAACCACCUCGUCAACAUGUACUCCAAACUCGACCUCCCUUCCGCCGCCGCCUCUACCCUCGCCCUCGACCCCGUCCCCUCCGUCGUCUCCUGGACCGCUCUCAUCUCCGGCGCCGCUCAGAACGGCCGCGCCCUUCCCGCGCUCCUCCACUUCACCGCCAUGCUCCGUGCCUCUGUCCGCCCCAACGACUUCACCUUGCCCUCCACCUUCAAGGCCGCCGCCGCCCUCCGCCACUCUCUCGCCGGACGCCAGCUCCACUCCUUCUCCCUCAAGACCGGCCUCAUCAAUGAUGUCUUCGUGGCCUGCGGCGCCCUCGAUAUGUACUACAAGACUGGCCUCGCUUUGGAGGCUCGCCAGAUGUUCGAUGAAAUGCCUCAUAAAAACAUUGUCGCUUGGAAUGCCGUCAUGACCAAUGCGGUGCUUGACGGCAGGCCUGGUGAGGCCAUUGAUGCCUUUAGCAAGCUCCGGUUGUCAGGCGAGUCCCCCAACACUAUCUCGCUCUGUGCCUUCUUCAAUGCCUGUGCUGGUGCUUCCUACUUGUGGCUUGGGGCUCAGCUCCAUGCCUUUGUGAUACAAUCCGGGUUUGAUUCGGAUAUGUCAGUGGGAAAUGGGCUUAUUGAUUUUUACGGGAAGUGCCAUUGUGUGGAUGAGGCGAGGGCGGUGUUCGAUGGGAUGCCAACAAAGAAUGAUGUCUCGUGGUGCUCGAUGAUUGUGGUGUACGCACAGAAUGGAGCCGAAGAAGAGGCAUUUAAUGUGUAUCUGGAUGCACGGAGGGAAGGUAUCAAGCCCACCGAUUUCAUCGUCUCCAGUGUCCUCACCACUUGUGCUGGCCUCUCAGGACUUGACCUUGGGCGAUCUGUCCAUGCUGUUGCCAUUCGCUCUUGCAUUGAUGGGAACAUCUUUGUCGGUAGUGCGCUUGUGGACAUGUAUGGGAAGUGUGGGAGCAUUAGCGAUGCCGAGCAGGCAUUUCGGGAGAUGCCUGACCGGAACCUUGUCUCAUGGAAUGCGAUGAUUGGAGGGUAUGCUCAUUAUGGAGAUGCUCAUAUGGCACUUGCUGUGUUUGAUGAGAUGAUUAAUAGUGGUGAGGUUGCACCAAAUUACGUGACCUUGGUCAAUGUGAUCACUGCAUGUAGCAGAGGAGGGAUGACUAGGGAAGGACUAGAUUUGUUUGAGACAAUGAGGGAAAGAUUUGGGAUCCAGCCUCGCACAGAGCACUAUGCAUGUGUGGUGGACUUGCUUGGACGCGCAGGGAUGGAAGAGCGUGCAUAUGAGUUCAUAAAGGAGAUGCCUGUAAGGCCAUCUGUUUCGGUUUGGGGGGCACUUCUUGGGGCUUGUAGAGUGCAUGGGAUGACGGAGCUGGGGAGAAUUGCAGCAGAGAAGUUGUUUGAGAUUGACCCUCAGGACUCCGGCAAUCAUGUACUGCUCUCCAACAUGUUUGCAUCAGCUGGCAGGUGGGAGGAAGCGACGGAAGUGAGGAAGGAGAUGAAGGAUGUGGGGAUCAAGAAAGGUCCAGGAUGCAGUUGGAUCAUAUGGAAGAAUGUUGUCCAUGUUUUCCAAGCGAAAGACACAACUCAUGAGAGGAAUGAUGAGAUCCAGGCAAUGCUGGCUAAGCUGCGAAGAGAGAUGCAGGCAGCUGGCUAUGUACCUGACACGCAGUAUGCUCUCUAUGAUCUAGAAGAGGAAGAAAAAGAGACCGAGGUGCUCCAACACAGCGAGAAGCUUGCUCUUGCCUUUGGUCUCAUUUGCAUCCCACCUGGGAUUCCUAUAAGAAUUACCAAGAAUCUGCGAGUCUGUGGAGAUUGUCACCGUGCCAUCAAGUUCAUCUCAGGCAUUGUUGGAAGAGAGAUUGUUGUGAGGGAUAACAAUAGGUUCCAUCAUUUUAAAGAUUAUCAAUGCUCAUGUAGAGAUUAUUGGUGAAGAAACAAUUUUUGAUAGAUUAGUCAUCCUCAUCAUUGUACCAUUGCAAUUUUAUUAAGGAAUAAAUAUGCUUAUUAAUGCCUGGAGUA
Molecule: messenger RNA, 2216 nt
Organism: Elaeis guineensis (African oil palm)
Lineage: Eukaryota; Viridiplantae; Streptophyta; Magnoliopsida; Arecales; Arecaceae
Product: pentatricopeptide repeat-containing protein At4g14850
Biological process (GO): RNA modification
Molecular function (GO): RNA binding; zinc ion binding; protein binding
Source: RefSeq, a predicted model, not a curated record